This is a messenger RNA of Echinostoma caproni, 3054 nucleotides long. Lineage: Eukaryota; Metazoa; Platyhelminthes; Trematoda; Plagiorchiida; Echinostomatidae. The record is from the annotation of a GenBank genome assembly.
AUGUUGUAUUCAUUGCCAUACGGAUUUCAAGGUGUCGACUGGAAAUCGGUAUCCACUCCCGCAUCGUUACCGAUUGCAGUGAACUUUUCUCCGGAUCCAUCCACUUUAAAAAGUGAUUGUUACACCCUUCAUGAUUAUCGUGUGGUACCGUAUGGAUACAGUCCGGAAGAAUGGGAAGCCAAGCACAACUUUGAUAAGGAACCUGGUCUCGUCUAUCUUCGCCGACCGAUGACAGUUCGCGAGGUUUUCUACGAAAUGGUACUUCAACGGCUGAGUCAUGGGUUUCAGUUGUGUCAGGAAACUCCCACGACAAAUACCACUGCAAUUAACACCUCUGGUGAACAUUGUUCAAGCAAAUUAAGUUCUCCCGGAUCAACUGCUACUGGUUUCAGCCCUCCGGGUUUCGCCAAACCAGUCGGGAAACCAACCCCCUUCCGUUCUUCGGUUUGGCCCACACCCGGUCUAGAGACACGGACUCAUUCCGUGCCUACGAGCAAUACUGAACUCAUUCGUCGUACCACUGGUCCGCAUUCGACAAUCAGCACAGCCACUGUCAUUCCGAGUACAACCGCACACUGUCGACUGGCAACUCGCACGCGUAAUAUGAGCAAUCGUUGUACGGCGGACUCCGGAAAUGUGAACUCCACUAAUUGGUCAAACACCACUGGAAUCGGUGCCAACGUUGUCAAUCCGCGAAUCGGCACUGGUGGAACUGGCGUUUGCCGCUCCCUUGGUGUUGGAUUAACUUCGUCCCAACCGGUUAGAGCCUCUUGUGCUCUGGGAGCUCGUGCGUUCACUGCAAAAAGUCGACGUUCUGAGUCCCCUGCCACAGUACCCGGUCAGUUGCCACCUUUUGAACGCUUUGGUCAAACCGGUCCGAUUUUGUUUUUCGGAGCUUAUAAUUUUGAUCCCUAUCCCACGUUUAUUUACGCAACUGUUACAGUGACCAACUUUGAGUCACCUCCUUCAGAUAAGAUUGUUAAUCCUAAUGACUUUUGGCCUGAUGCUCGGAUUUCUCAACGUUGUGGUGCGGAUGAUAUGUCUUUUUCCCUCUCCGAUAUUGCAUGGCCCCGAAAUGCCUCGUGUCAGCAGACGUGGCAACAGCUGCAAAUCCAAUUGACUUCCAAUUCUUGGCCAUCCCCUCAAUCUUCAUCCUCAUUCACAGAUGUUACUCCAACGACCGCAUUUUCCCUAUCUUCUUGUACAGACACACUGAAACGACUUGUGAUAAUUGGAGCCCCGAGUGCUGAUGAUGGUCUUUCAGAACUGAAUUCCUUUCAGUUGCGCCGUCUUUUCUUCCAGAAUCACGGCUCACUCCGUUUAGAACGACUCACCGUACAACAGACUAAUUUGCGUCGAAUUAACCCUGGUUUUGUUGAUCAACUCCAAGCUGCACGUCUGAUCGAUCUGGAAAUUCGUCGAAAUCCUCAACUGACCAGCGAAACACUCGGUGUUGGUUGGUUGGCGAAUGCACCUGGUUUACGGUUGCUCGAUCUCAGUCGUAACGGGCUAGUUACUGUGGAUCUAGCUCGUUGGGGCUUCGCACUGAACCCCAUCAGUCAGUUGCUCACAUUGAAUUUGGCCGGUAAUCGUAUCACACAUUUACGAUCACAAAGUUUCGCCCGAGUUCCCAAUCUCAUCAGUCUCGAUUUGUCUGAAAACAUGCUCACAUACCUGCCUCUUAGUGUAUUUGAAGGACUUCGCAAUUUGACUAUCCUAAAUCUCCAAGGGAAUCGAUUAACUCUACCAGGAUUACCUUUAGCUGAUGUUAGUUUGUUCAUUGUGAUGCCCAACUUGCGACAACUACGUUUGUCUCGUAACCCUUUACUUGCAUCUAUAACUACAAUGGGAUCGAAGAACUCCACAUCUUGGUGGCUCACUCAUGAUUGCCCUGAACAACUGACUCAACUGUACUUGGAAGAAUUGUCUGCCAAUCAGGCCUCGUCGAUAUUGGAUUCGCCUCCUGGGUUACCACCGAUUGCGUGGGAUAAAUGCCCUUCCCUAUCCAAUCUGAUGCUCACUCAAUCUAAUCUGCUUCCCUACAGAUUUCGUAUUCGUCCACAAACUCUACAGCUGUGUCCUCCAUCUACACUAUCUGUGAACGAAAACCUCGACGAUGAUCGGGUAACAGACCAAUCGCAUCGCACUGCAGCUGUCUCCUCCGGUUCCGGUGAUACAUUGGUCUUGAUUCAGCCGAGUAGUACUUUGACUGCUACAACCUCAGAAAGUUGGAAUGACGUGGAUUCGGACACAUUUGAUGUGGGUGAUGGACGAAACUUACGAUUGCUUCGGCUACGUAACAAUAACCUGAGUCCUUGGAUUGUGUUUGCUUUGGUGUUUCUUGUUUUGGCGGUGGUCACCACUUUGCUUGUCUGGACUGCAAUCUACUGUGUUCGACAUUACCGACACCGCUUCAAAUAUGGCGGAACAGACCUAUCUCAAGCGAACGGUCACGUCCCAUUGACCAAACGUACUCUGCCGAAAUAUUCUUUGGGCACACCGUAUCCCGGGCCGUUCCUAUUCCCAGUUGCGCAGGUUGAUCCAGCCAAACUGGAUCCUAAUGGUUACACUCCUCUCGAAUUGCCUGUUGUGCAUCCAAACGGGGCUGCAUUUGUGCCGUCUCCCAUAACUCAGACAGAAGCUAGUAUGCGUUUACUCAGCCCCAGCGACAGUGGUAUGGGUGAUGUAACGCCCACCCGAAUGGCCCAGUCCUUCCACACGGGAUUGAGUCCAGCCUCUAGUCACGCUUCGUUCCAAAUGUCUCAGUCUGUGUUUGGUGCACCACCCUAUCAUCGAUUCAUGGCACGCAAUCCAAUGUACUAUCAUGCACCGUCAUUCAGUUCUCUCAGAUCUGUUAACUUGCCCUCCCGAAUGCCGGACAAUGGAUAUAUGCUCUAUCGAUCGUUUGUGGCCACACCGCAUAAGAAUGCGGCCACAUCCACGGAAGAUGUCUCGAUUGGACCUAGUUCUAUAAUGGGUGAUUUAGCUGACGAUUGUGCUACUCUGAACGGGCCGACACCACCAGACACCCCGACUCAGAAUGGACCUUGCUAA